Arabidopsis arenosa is the source of this 1669-nucleotide messenger RNA. Lineage: Eukaryota; Viridiplantae; Streptophyta; Magnoliopsida; Brassicales; Brassicaceae. The record is from the annotation of a GenBank genome assembly.
AAAAAUGUUCUUCAUCUAAGAGACUGUGAAAGCAGAGAGAGAGAGAGAGAGAGAUGGGAGGUGUGACGUCAUCAGUUGCGGCGAAGUUUGCUUUCUUCCCACCGAGUCCGUCGUCUUACAAGCUGGUCUACGACGAACUGACCGGACUUCUUCUGAUGAACCCAUUUCCUCACCGUGAAAACGUCGAAAUCCUUAAGCUUCCGACACGUAGAGGAACAGAGAUCGUGACUAUGUACGUCAGACAUCCGAUGGCUACCUCUACUCUGCUUUAUUCCCAUGGAAACGCCGCCGAUCUGGGCCAGAUGUAUGAGCUCUUCAUCGAAUUGAGCAUCCAUCUUAAGGUUAAUCUCAUGGGGUAUGAUUACUCCGGAUAUGGACAAUCUACUGGAAAGCCAAGUGAGCACCAUACAUAUGCUGAUAUCGAAGCUGCUUAUAAAUGUCUUGAGGAAACCUACGGAGCAAAGCAGGAAGACGUAAUCCUUUAUGGCCAAUCCGUUGGAAGUGGACCUACAUUAGAUCUUGCUGCUCGAUUGCCUCAUUUAAGAGCUGUUGUUCUCCAUAGCCCGAUUCUUUCGGGUUUAAGAGUAAUGUAUCCAGUGAAAAAGACAUACUGGUUCGACAUCUUCAAGAAUAUCGACAAAAUCCCUCUUGUGAAUUGCCCGGUUCUCGUCAUUCACGGAACUUGUGAUGAAGUAGUUGACUGUUCCCAUGGAAAACAACUAUGGGAACUCUCUAAAGAGAAAUAUGAACCGCUUUGGCUCGAAGGUGGUAACCACUGUGAUCUAGAACACUAUCCUGAAUACAUUAAACACCUUAAGAAGUUCAUCACAACCGUAGAGAGAUCUCUGUCCUCAAGGGCGAGCACGGCCCAAUCAGAAAAACAGAGCAGCGAUUUGGAAAUGCCGAGGCAGAGCGUAGAUAGAAGAGAGAAGCCGAGGCAAAGCGUUGAUAGAAGGGAGAAAGAGAAACCUCCAAAGGGUCCGUCGAAGAAGAGUAAGCUGAGAAUCACAUUUGAGCAGCACUUAGAUCGGACUAGGAGGAGCGUUGACUUCCACGAAAAGGCAAGGAAGAGCGUUGACCAUCAUCAACAUCAUCAGAAUCAUCAUCAGAUUGAGAGAGGGAGGAAGAGUGUUGAUAGAUUGGAUAGAGUACGGUCUGACGUUUUCGCCGCUGACGCUCCCUCAGCUUCCCCCAAAAAAUCUCCAUCACCCACCGCCACACCAACCAAGGCUCCAACUGCCCCAACCAAGGCUCCUGCAGCUCCAACCAAGGCUCCGGCUGCCGCACCUAAAUCAUCAUCGGCCUCUUCUCCCAAAGCAUCUUCCCCUGCUGCCGAAGGACCAGUCUCCGAGGAUGACUACUCUGCCUCCAGUCCUAGUGACUCCGCCGAGGCACCUACCGUCUCCUCCCCACCGGCUCCCACCCCUGACAGCACAUCCGCUGCUGAUGGACCAAGCGAUGGACCCACUGCGGAGUCACCCAAGAGUGGUGCCGUGACAACCGCUAAGCUCUCCGUUGUCGGCACAAUCGCCGCCGUCGGAUUCUUCUUAUUUUCUUUCUAAGUUAAAUCGUCCACGUUUUGCUUGGAUGGAUCAGAGAUUUGUAUAAUCUUUUGAGUUGAGGCCGUAAAUUUAUUUUAUAUAUACGUUUAUAAAUCGAGAUUAAUUGG